UCUGUUUUGUAUUAAAGCGGCGUUUCCGAAAAUUUUUCAGAUAAACGAAAUAAAAUUGUUUCAACUACAUACCUUAAAAAUUCAAAGUAGAACAAGCUAAAUUUAAGGAAUAAUUUAUAGCGAUUUAGUUGAUGUUCUAAAAUUCAAAUAAACAAUGGCAACAAUGGACAUUAGACCUAACCAAACAAUAUACAUCAAUAAUUUAAACGAGAAAGUGAAAAAAGAUGAGUUAAAAAAAUCUUUGUAUGCCAUAUUUUCCCAAUUUGGUCAAAUUCUAGAUAUUGUUGCGUUGAAAACGCUGAAAAUGAGAGGUCAGGCUUUCGUUAUAUUUAAAGAUAUUUCAAGCUCUACAAAUGCCUUACGAACAAUGCAAGGUUUUCCGUUCUAUGACAAGCCUAUGAAAAUUGCUUAUGCUAAAUCCGACAGUGAUGUUGUUGCUAAGAUGAAAGGCACAUUCAAAGAGAGGCCGAAGAAACCGAAAAUGGUUAAAGCUCCAAAUACAGAAGAGAAAAAAGAAAAGAAAAAGAAAAGCGCUAAUUCUGAUGUUUCAAAUAACAGCAAUAAUGUUGAACAACCACCGAAUCAAAUUCUUUUCUUAACAAAUCUACCUGAAGAGACAAACGAAAUGAUGCUUUCUAUGUUGUUUAAUCAAUUUCCUGGUUUUAAAGAAGUCAGACUGGUACCAAAUAGGCAUGAUAUCGCUUUUGUGGAAUUUUCAACUGAAUUACAAAGUAGUGCAGCUAAAGAAGCUUUACAGGGUUUCAAAAUAACACCGUCACAUGCAAUGAAAAUUACGUUUGCUAAAAAAUGAAAAAUUUUCGAGUAUUUAAGUAUUUUAGUUAUAUGAAAAUAAAAAGAACAUUAAUAAAA
This is a messenger RNA of Condylostylus longicornis, 870 nucleotides long. RefSeq names its product U1 small nuclear ribonucleoprotein A (gene snf). The transcript has a single exon. Gene Ontology annotation, cellular component: U1 snRNP. NCBI's taxonomy places the organism in Eukaryota, Metazoa, Arthropoda, Insecta, Diptera, Dolichopodidae. Gene Ontology annotation, biological process: mRNA splicing, via spliceosome. The record is from RefSeq and is a predicted model, not a curated record. Gene Ontology annotation, molecular function: U1 snRNA binding. Bases 155 to 811 code for a protein of 218 amino acids.